Molecule: messenger RNA, 1701 nt
Organism: Symbiodinium pilosum
Lineage: Eukaryota; Dinophyceae; Suessiales; Symbiodiniaceae
Source: the annotation of a GenBank genome assembly
AUGGCGACCUUGAGCAUCGUCGCCGGUGUGCAGGAGUACAUCCAGGCAAUGGUUGACAGGAUUUCUGGCAUGAAGGUGCUCCUGCUCGACGAGGAAACCAUAGGCAUCAUCAGCAUGGUCUUCUCGCAGUCAGACAUCCUUCAGCAUGAGGUAUUCCUCGUUGAGCGCAUCGAUGCAGACAGCUUUGCGUCUCAGGACAAGAUGCGGCACAUGAAUGCCGUAUGCUUCCUUAGACCGACCAACAAGAAUUUUCUGAAGCUCUCCCAAGAGCUGAAGAAUCCAAAAUACAACGAGUACCACCUCUUCUUUACCAACGUCGUCCCACACAUGCGACUCGAACCGCUUGCAUGCUGCGACGAGUAUGAGGUCGUGAAGCAGGUGCAAGAGUUUUUUGCGGACGUUUACGCGGUCAACCAUGACCUCUUCUCCUUGAAUCUACAGUCCACGGUCCGGCUUACAGAGGACCAGGGACGGUGGACUUCGUAUGAGGAGAGCAUCUUUGAAAGGAUAAUCGAGGGACUACUGGCAACCUGCUUGACAUUGCGGAUGCUACCUGCAAUCCGUUACACAGAUUCGUGUGAUCUUACCCGACAGAUCGCGCACAGACUUCAGACCCGCAUCCACGAAGAGCAGAGCCUCUUUGAGACGAUUGUGAAAGCCCAGAAAGGCGAAGCGACACCAGUCCUGCUGCUAUUUGACCGCAGGAAUGAUCCUGUCACGCCUCUGCUGCAGCAGUGGACCUAUCAGGCGAUGGUUCACGAGCUCCUGGGUAUGCACAACAACAUCGUGGACCUCAAAAAGGUUGCGAAGGAUGCCAGGCCUGAGCUCGAGAGAAUCGUCAUGUCGCCGUUGCAGGACGAGUUCUUUCUGACGAACUUGUACUCCAACUUUGGCGACUUGGGGCAAAACACCCGAAACCUGGUGGAGAAGUACCAGAAGGAGACUAAGAACACGGCGCGCAUCGAGUCUAUUGAGGAAAUGCAGCGUUUCGUGGAUGAGUACCCAGAAUUUCGACGCAUGUCAGGCAAUGUUUCAAAGCAUGUCAAUGUUGUCAGCGAGCUGUCUCGAAUCAUUGACGCGUACGGCCUGCUGGAGGCCUCUCAGUUGGAACAGGAGCUGGCUUGUUCGGAGAAUCAGAAGGAGCAUUACAAGUCCCUGGUGGAUCUGUUGAAGAUGGCAAAGAUCACACCGAUGGAAGGCCUUCGGCUCGUGCUGCUCUUUGCGCUGAGGUACGAGCAUGAGUACAACUCGAUUUCGCAGCUUAAAGAGCAGCUGCGGCAGAAAGGAGUUGGCGAUGACCAGAUAGGCCUCGUAGACCAGCUGCUUCGUUACGCAGGAUCGCAGGUGCGCAACAGCGAUUUGUUUCAGAACAAGAGCUUCUUGCAAUUCGCAAAAAAUGUUGUCACCAGUAGCUUCAAGGGUGUGGAGAACGUCUAUACGCAGCACAAGAGCCACCUUGCCAGCGUAGUCAGCUCACUGGCGAAGGGCCAGCUGAAAGAGACCAGCUACCCGUACAUGCAGGGAAAGGGCAGCAGUGUGGCUCCAGCGCGGGAGCCGCCACGACGCUGUGUGGUAUUUGUCGUGGGAGGCUGCACCUACGAGGAGGCGAGAGACAUUGCCGAGUUGAAUCGCACCUUGGACGGCUGCAGGCUCAGGCCGUCCGAAGACCGGAUGGCUUGCCGAGCUACUCCGGGUGACUAA